This is a messenger RNA of Knipowitschia caucasica, 303 nucleotides long. Lineage: Eukaryota; Metazoa; Chordata; Actinopteri; Gobiiformes; Gobiidae. The record is from the annotation of a GenBank genome assembly.
AUGGCAAACACUGGGGAUCUGUACGAAAACGGGAGGCAGAGUUUGGUCUUGGAUGACGAGCAUUUCAGAGGCCCUCUCUCUGCCGCAGAGUCCCCAGGCUUGGCGUACCUCCACAAGCCUCUGAUCGCCCUGGUGCUGGGGGCCCUGACGUCCGGAGCGGGGGCCGUGCUGCUGCUGAUGGGGGUGUCUCCGGUGGGAUCGGCCUGUCUCUCUGUGGGCCUCAUGUUCGUGGUGCUGGGGCUAGUGUGGCUCCCGGUGCUGAAGGAGAAGCACCGCAGAAGGACCAGCGCUCUGGGGGAAUGA